Ictidomys tridecemlineatus (thirteen-lined ground squirrel) is the source of this 5996-nucleotide messenger RNA. It is a transcript of the gene Snap47, whose product is annotated as synaptosome associated protein 47. Lineage: Eukaryota; Metazoa; Chordata; Mammalia; Rodentia; Sciuridae. The record is from RefSeq and is a predicted model, not a curated record. Gene Ontology annotation, biological process: synaptic vesicle priming; exocytosis; synaptic vesicle fusion to presynaptic active zone membrane. Gene Ontology annotation, cellular component: SNARE complex; plasma membrane. Gene Ontology annotation, molecular function: SNAP receptor activity; syntaxin binding.
GAAAAGGCCAUGUCCAGUUAGGCAGGUGUGAGUGGAAGGACCAGGAAAAGACACAGAAAACCGGUGCCUAUACAACUUGGAUGCCUGAGACCAGGAGUAGUGUACAGGAGGUCCUGACAUGAAGACUUCUGGGAGUCAGAGCAGACAUUGUGGCCUUGGUGUGGCACAGUAGACCCAGGACAGAUGAGCGGUGAUGUUUGCAUCUACUCCUGGCCCUGCUCCUACUACUUGGAUCUUGAGAAGCGAUGGGUCCCUGGGAAACUGUCCUUGCUGCCUUGCUCACUCAAGUUCACAACAGACAGAGCUGGAGAGGUUCUCGUGGGCUUGCCCCUUUCCAGCAUUGUUGAGAUCAGGAAGGAAGCAUCACACUUUAUCUUCAGUGCCAUCACUGUCCUGGAGAAGGGCCACCUCAAGCACUGGUUUGGCUCCUUGCGUCCCAGCCGCAAUGCUGUCUUCAACAUCAUCGAGCACUUCUGGAGGGAACUGCUCUUGUCCCCGCCAGGUGCUGCUGCUGAGGUGACGCCUUCCCCCACAACCAGGGGGCAGGAGUUGACAGGACUGAUGGCAAGUUCCCAGAGGCGUCUGGAAGAUACAGCAAAGGUCCUUCACCACCAGGGUGAGCAACUGGAUAGUGUCAUGAAGGACCUGGAGAAGAUGGACUCAGACCUGGAUGUGGCCGAUAGAUUGCUGACAGAACUGGAAUCGCCUUCAUGGUGGCCUUUCAGCUCCAAGCUUUGGAAGACACCAGUAGAAGUAAAGCCCAGGGAAAGCACCUCCAUGGCUGGUUCUGAGCCAUUUGGAAAGGAGGGGGUCGUGGCCAAAAUCCCUGCUAUUAUUUCCCAAAGAACAGAGUUCCAUGUUAAGCCAGGAAGGCUCACCAUCCUGGUUUCUGGGUUGGAAAUCCAUGACUCCAGCUCUUUGCUCCUACACAGGUUUGAGAGGGAAGACCUAGAUGACAUUAAGGUGCACUCGCCUUAUGAAAUCAGCAUUCGCCAGCGGUUUAUUGGCAGACCAGAUGUGGCCUAUCGAGUGAUAUCUGCCAAGAUGCCAGAGGUCAUUCCCCUUUUAGAAGUACAGUUCAACAAGAAGAUUGAGCUGCUGCAAGAGGCCUCUGUGCUCAGGAGCACAGGGGCUUCUUCCUCCACAGAGAGGAGCUGGUCCUUCUGGCAUGCAGCACCCAGGCUGAGGGGCUGUACCACACAGCGGGAGCUGCCUGCAGGAGGCCAGGAAGGCGGGCAACUGCAGCUGCAGAGGGAUCAGCCACUUCUCUCUGAGAGGGAAACCCAGGAGUUGACACAGAUCCUGACAAAGCUGAAGGGGCUGGCGCUGGACACUGAGACGGAGCUAGAGCGGCAGGAUGAGGCCCUGGGUGGCAUCACAGCAGCCGUGGACCGUGCGACCCUGACCGUGGACAAGCAUAACCGACGCAUGAAGAGGCUGACCUAGGAGGAGACACACUGCACCUCCAGCAGGCACUAAGGCAAUACCCAAGUCCUCCUGAAGAAACGCGACUGCACAUUCCUGCUCUUCCAUCACAGCGUCACGGGCACGCUCUGGGAGUGACACGCUCUAGAACUGCAGCCACAGACUCACCACCACAUCCUGCUCUGGCUUCCUCUGGUGGACAGCUCUUGUCGCUCCCUGUGCGUUAUGAAGUCCAAUACACCUCCAGAGCACUCAGCAAACACUUGCCUGGCCUUUGCCCCCGAGAGAAAAGUGACAGCACCCUUAACAAAAAGUACAGAGUUCUGUCUUCUGGACAGACCCAAGGUCUCUCCAGUAAUAGGAAAAAAGUGAUAAUUUUUUGCGGUGGGGUGGUGGUAUUUGUUUUGUGGUGCUGGGGAUUGAACCCAGGGCCUUGUGCAUGAAAGGCAAGCACUCUACCAACUGAGCUAGAUCCCCAGCCCAGAAAUGCUAGUUUUAAAUUAGGUUUUACAGCUGCAUCCUACUCUUGGCCUUCAUGUUUUAUGUUUUAGGACACUCACACCUCUCCCAAGGGGCCCCUGGGAGAGAGAAAGAUGGUCCUUUCAUAAGCCACAUCACAGCAGGCCACUGUCACCCAUCUGCAUUUAAUGUACACAUAAUGACUGCAUGUUUGUGGGUGUUAUGGUUUGGACUGGAAUGUCCCUUAAACACUCCUGUAUGGAUGGUCCCCAAUGCUUCAGUGUUCAAAAGUGGGGCCUUUUGGGAAGUGAACCCAUCAUGAGGGCUCUGACCUUACCAGUGGAUUAAUCGAUGGAGAAAUUCCAAUCGAGUAGAGUGUCGGGAGGUGUGGAGCUGUAGGAGGUGGCCCUAGUUGGGGGGAGUGGGUCCCUGGGUAUGUGCCCUGGAAUGGUGCAUCUUGACCUCAGCACCACACCCCUCUUCCUGCUGCCUCACAUCGUCCUGGCAAUAAUGAGCUGAGCAGCUCCUUCCCUCCACUUCUGUUAAUCAAAUGCUGGUAUUGUGGAAGGAGAGCUCUGUGCACUUUUGACAAAAAAGGGACAGGCAGUGUGCACCUGCCCCAAGACCUACAUCUUCUAGAGUCUUCCUUAGAGCCUCUCUGUAAGUUUGUUAGAUCUGAUCAACAUAGGAAGAGCCAGCCUGAAGAGCAGGUCUAGGGCUACAACAGUGUAAAAUGCAGACAUUUGGAGACUAUGGUGUUAGGCUCAAACUGACCCCUUUUUCUCAUGUCGCAUAGACUGUUUCCUAUAUGAGGUAUUACCACCUGUUUUCCCCAUUAGUUCAUCCCUGAAAGGACACUGCCUGACAGGAAACUUUUUGGUCCUAGGUAGACAAGGAGAAGCCAGCUCCAGAGCUUGGAGUUGCAGGUGAGAAGACCACUAGUAGGGCAGUGCUGGGGAUGCUGCCAGGCAUGACAGUUACUCAUGGAGAAGACGCUCUUGCCAGGCACCCCACAUGAGCAGCAUGUACAGCUCACUGUCAGCAACCCAGAGCGUGUGGUCUGCAGUUAGAGAACACGUUGGCAGUGAGUCCCAGCCCCACUUAACUUCCUCUGAAACAAGAGCAAAGAACUCAUCUCUGCUGGCAUCCCACCACCUAGGGAUGCACAUCUGUCCCAUGUCUCUGGCUUGGAUGGCUCCCCAUCCAUUUACCAGGACCCGGAUCAGAGUGACACAUAGGGUAUCCUACAUCCCUUGACACCUCCCUGAUGCAGGACCUCAUGCUAUGAGUGGCGGGUAUCCUCAGUAUCACUGGGAUGAAGUCUCCCCUGUGUGCUUACUGCACAGAACCUCAUGCUGUGGUGUAGGGUCUCUCAUGUCCAUUCACUGCCACAGAAUGUCACACUCUGGGUUGUGGUCUCCUGAGUCUGCUGUUAGUAAGGAUUUGCAGGGUUUGUUCUCCUUGGGGCAAAACCCUUUCAUCCAUGAACCUGUGGAACCUGACUUGUAGAAACAUGUCUGCUACCAAAAUCCAGUGGUGGAAUUGGCAUAUGACUGCAAUGAUGAGAGGAAAAAAUAGAAAUUAGAAAGGAGCCACUGGGCUUUCCCUUUGCAAUCAUGCAUUGAGGACCUUGGCGUUAUCCCUCUGCCUAACAAGAAAUAAAAGUUUGAACAGUUUUUCCUAGAUCUCUCAGGGAAAUGAGGUCACAGGGCUAACACUGCCGCCAUGAUUGCUGGCAACAGAUAGCAAAGACAGAUUCCCUCUUCCUGGAGCAGAAACUCAUGUCAGAAUUUUCUCUGGAGGCCAAAUUGGGGUAGGAAAAUCUGCACCAUAAAUGACAAAUUGUUGGAGCCUCAUUGUACUCAAUCCUGAAAGAUAAAAUCGCAGGAGACAUGGUAAGAGGGGAGACCAUGGCCUUUUGUGAGUUCACCUUUAGCAGCUCAAUCAUGUUCUCACAGUAAAUGUUGGAGAAAGAUCCCUUUGGGGCUUCCCCAGGGAAAAUAUUAAGUAACCAUUUUUGAAGUAUACAAGAGCAUUCUAUUCUUGAGCUCUGACCUCAAGAGAAACCAUUCUACAAAGGCCUGGCUGACCUGGGGAAGGGGAAGUAUCCAACUGCAGGUCCUUCCAACCAUUCUAUCUUACCUGAGAGGUUGUUGGGGGGCAGGGUCUGUGCUGAGAAGCAAUCAAUUGUGAAGUCCAUGAACCAGGGACAUUGACUUACCAAGACUUAAUCAUUAUAGAAUAGUUCCCUCCCCCACAUCUUACACCACAUUACCAAAAUCCUGUGUGCAGCAGUUGCUUUUACCUAGCACAUAAUGUCCCUCCAACAACAACAACAACAAAAAAAACUACAUACUAAAAGAAGUACAUUCAUGUGCAUGUAUGAAUAUGGAAUAAUGAAUCCCACCAUCAUGUAUAAUUAUAAUACACCAAUAAAAAAAGAAAAGACUGAAGACAGAACUAGCAUCAGAACCGAGUUGGAUAAUAGGAAUUUUGAAAUUAUCAGACCAAGAUCUUUCCAAAAAUACUAUGAUAGCUAUGCUAAGGGUGUCCUCCAAAAGCUCACAUGUGAGACAAUGCAAGAAAGUUCAGAGGAGAAAUGAUUGGGUUGUAAGAGUUUUAACCCAAUCAGUGAUUUAAUCCCAUGAUAGGGGUGUAGCUGGAGGAGGUGGGAAUGGGGCAUGGCUGUGGGUAUGCAUCUGUAUUUGGGGUGUGCAGUCUCUCUGCUUCUUGAUCACCAUGACGUAAGCUGCUUUCCUCCACCACCCUCUCCUGCCAUGAUGUUCUGCCUCACCUCGAGCCCAAGGAAUGAAGCUGGACUUCUCUGGACUAAGACUCCUGAAAUUGUGAGCCCUCCCCUACAGUUGUGUUGGUCAGAUCCUUUAGUUACAGCAGCCAAAAAGCUGACAAAGACACACAGAAAGUGCACAGCGUGUAAAAACACAGAUGAUAUAAGCAGGAGGAUGAAUAUUCUAAGAGUGAAAAGGGUGCCAGAAAUCAAAGACUUUUAACAGAAAUCAAGAUGCUUUUGAUGGGCUCAUCAGUAGACUGGAAAGAGUCUGUGAGCUUGAGGACAUGAGAAUAGGAACUUCCAUAAUAAAAGGCAAAGAGAAAACUCUGAAGGAAAAAAAGGAGACAGAAAUGGAAUACCCAGACUUGUGGGACAAUUACAAAAUUAUAACAUGCACAUAUGAGAAUAUUAAAAGGAGAAUAAAGAAAGGAAUAGAAAGUAUUUUGAAGUGGUAAUAACUGAGAAUUUCCCCCCAGUUAAUGUCAAGACACAAAGAUAGAUAGAUCCAGGAGGUUCAGAGAACAGCAAGCAGGAGAAGUACCAAAUGACUACACCUAUACCUAGUAUAUUCAAAAAUAAAACAAGGGAAAUCAAAUAUUUUUUAAAAAUCUCAAAAGAAGCCAGAGGGUGGGAACCACUCGAUAGUUACAGAGUAGCUAACAUCUGAUUUUUCCUCCCAAACCACGCCAGCAGGAAGAGAAUGGAGCAAAAUACUUAAAGUGGAAAAUCCACCAAUUUUUAUUCUGUGAAAUUAUCUUUCAAACGUAAAUAAAGACAUCCACAGACAAGUAACUUGAGAGUAUGUUGUCAGUAGACUUACCUUGAUAGGAUUCUUAAAAGCUGUUCAAAUUGCUGGGUGAGGUAGUGCAUGCCCAUAAUCCCAGCAGCUUGGGAAGCUGAGGCAGGAGGAGUGCAAGUUCAAAGCCAAACUCAGCAACUUAGUGAGGCCCUAAGUAACUUAUGAUUAUUUUGAGACCCUGUCUCAAAAUAAAAAGGGCUGGGGAGGUAGCUCAGUGGUGAAGUACCCUGGGUUUAAUCCCUGUUACAACAAUAAAAUCAACAAAAAGAACUUCUCUUUAGAUAGAGUAUCAUCAAAGCCCAUGAUCCAUGAAAGAAUGAGUUGACAAUCUGCCCUGCAAUUGACACUUGAGACAAAGAUGACAAGCCACAGAUUGGGAGAAAGUCUUUGCAAACAACAUGUCUGAUAAAGAACUAUUAUCCAUAUUACACAAAGAAUUCUUAAAGCUCAUUAGAAUGAAAAAUGUAAUUAAAAAUGUGUAUUAACAUACAUCAUUAAAGAAGAUAUACAGAUGGCAAAUAA